AUGCGCCUGUUGUCGAAUAUCACACCUCGAUCUGCGUCAUGCUCCAUACUGGUUGAAAAUCAGUUCGGGCCUUCAGUGGAGAGAUGCUACAAUGGCUUCGACUUCACGCUCUUAUUCGAAGAAGGCUUCAUGUCCAUUGCGCCGUCCUCAAUCUUCUUUCUUGCCGCGAUAGCACGCAUACUAUACCUACAGAACCAGGAGCCCAAGGUUAUUAAAGAGUGGCUUUAUUGGACUAAAGUGCUCCUUCACGCGACUAAUGCGCUGGUUCAACUUGUGCAACUGUGUCUGUGGGCAAGACCCUCCAUGCCUCGGACCGACCUGAGCCUGGCGGCCUCCUGUCUGUCGCUGGUCGCCAUUGUAGGAUUCGGUUGCCUAUCUCACUACGAACAUUGUCGAUCUAUUCGACCGUCCAAGUCCCUCAACUGUUUCUUUCUCUUCACGAUUUUGCUUUAUAUACCCCGCCUAAGGACACUAUGGGCGAUCGAGGGCCUACAAGCCGUUGCAGCUAUGUCCAUAGUAUCCGCAAUCCUAAGUCUGUUGCUCCUCGGCUUUGAGAUGGCCGAGAAGAAGCACAUACUUUCUGCAUCCGGUUCAGCGAUGCCUCCAGAGACCUGGGCCGGGGCUUUUAAUCGUGGUCUAUUCUGGUGGCUGAACCCGCUGCUGCAGGCCGGGUCAAAAAAGACGUUAACAUUAAAUGAUCUUUUUCCGAUGCAAAAAACAAUGGUACCAGAGCCCGCUGUGGUAGAUCAGUUCUCUCGAUUGUGGGAUAGAUACGAAGCUCAGGAUCAAUGGCAAUCCUUGGUCGGCCCCUUACUGAACACAUUGAAAUGGGACCUUCUCGCUGGCAUAAUUCCUCGUCUGGCCCAGAUUGGCUUUACUUUUGCCCAGCCAUAUCUGAUCCGCAGUACUGUGACUUUGCUCAUUACUCAGGGUACCAAUGCCCGCAGUCGUGGCCUGGGGCUGAUUGCGGCCUAUACAAUUGUCUAUGUUGGGCAAGGGAUAUCCUCUGCCCAAACCCAGCACAAAUCUUAUCGCCUCAUGGCUAGCAUGCGAGGAAUCCUAGUCACAAUGAUUUACCGUAAAGUCAUGACAAUGCCAAUUCACAGCGGUGAUGACGCUUCCGCGAUAACGGCCAUGAAUACCGACGUCGACCGAGUCACGGCAGGCUUUCAGCACAUUCAUGAAACAUGGGCAACAUUCAUUGAGCUCCCCCUAUGUCUCUGGCUCCUAUAUCUCCAGAUAUCUAGCGCUGAUGUCGCACCAAUUCUCAUCUCGUUCUGCUCUACGGUAGUGGUGGCCUGGCUAGCAGGCAUAGCAUCUGUGAGACAGAAGCUGUGGGUUGAGAGGAUACAACAACGAUUGGGAGUUACCAGUGAGAUGGUCAGCGCAAUAAAAAGUGUGAAGAUGUCAGCGUUGACUGGCAAGCUCUCCACGAAGCUCCACGCACUGCGGGAGAAUGAGAUCAGCAUCUCAUACCGGUAUCGUCUACUCCUGAUAGUGCUUAUCGCAUUGGCCAAUAUCAACACAAUCAUCACGCCAGUAGUGUCAUUCACCAUCUACACGAUCAUGUCCCAGAGUAAGAGCAUCGGCGUGCUUAAUAGCGAGCGGCUCUUCACCUCCCUUACUCUAUUUAACAUUUUUGCGGGGUCAUUCAUGGGGUUCCUCCAGGCUUUCGCAGACCUUGCCACAUCUCUCGGGUGCACAGGUCGUAUCCAGAACUUCCUUGCUCAGUCUCGGCGACAUGAUCUUCGCAUAUCCCGAGUCUCCACUCCAUCCCAAGACUCCGAUACUACCUGCAAGCUGGGUUCUGAAACACCUUGUAUUGAAGCACAUAAUCUCACUGUGUGGUGGAAACGUGAUCGCCCCCCUAUUCUUCGUAAUCAGUCAUUUGUCAUUCCACAGUCUUCAUUGACCAUGGUCGUUGGUACUGUGGGGUGCGGAAAGUCUACUCUACUUCAGGCACUCCUUGGUGAGGUUCCGUUCAUAACAGGUGAGGUCCGAGUCGACUCGGCCAGAAUAGCUUAUUGUAGCCAGACUCCAUGGCUAGCAAACGGCACCCUCAAAGAGAAUAUCCUCGGAGCAGAAGGGUAUGUGGAGGAGUGGUACCUUAAAGUGAUUGCCGCUUGUGGUCUACAAGAUGAUCUUAAGCAGCUACAUCAAGGUGACCAGACCCUGAUUGGUAGUAAUGGCAUCUCACUAAGUGGGGGACAAAAGCAGCGACUGGCAUUGGCGCGUGCUAUCUAUUCACAAAUUAGCGUAAUGCUUCUAGAUGACAUUACCAGUAGUAUAGACGCCGUUACCGAGGAGAGAAUUUUGUCACAAGUACUGGGGCCACAGGGGCUAACUAGGAUGCUUGGAGUGACGGUGGUAAUGACAACAAACUCGACUCGCGCAUUACCAUUAGCAGAUCAUAUCAUCGUUCUAAAUGCAGAGGGAUCAAUUCUCGCACAAGGGCAAUUUGCCCAUGUUCAGGACUAUCUCCACUACACUCAUAACCAAGAGCGCAAAAUGAAACCAUCAACCGCGGUUAUGGAGGCUACGGCGGCGCCCUCAGCGCAGCACCAUGUACUGGAUUCUGAUGAAAAGAAUAUUGAGCAGAAUUGUCACACUGGGCUGUUCACAACCUACAAGUACUACCUCUCGACCGCACCCAUCUGUGCAUGGUGUGUAUUUUAUAUGUCGCUAGCCAUAUAUGUCUUUCUGCAGGUCUUCCCAACUGUAUGGUUGAAAUGGUGGGCAGCAGACAAUGAUAAACAGCCAAAUGUCCACUGGCAUAUGCGCGUGGGAGUAUAUUGGUGCCUGGGGAUUUUGGGAAUUGCUUUUCUGAUGUUUACUGCAUGGUACCACAGCUGCUUAACCCUGAAUCAUUUAUCAAAGGGUGACACGUCUAUCACUUCCUUCUCUUUUCUCGAGCAGUUUUCAUUAAUGACUGACAACCUUCCACGAGCUAGGUUCAGUCAGGAUUUAGAGCUGAUUGACUUUGAGCUUCCUAUAGUUACAUUAAACACAUCUCUUGCUUUAUUCCUAUGCAUCGGACAGUUGAUCGUCAUUUCUGUGUCUGCGAAAUACAUCACGGCAACCUUGCCAGCAUGCCUCGUGGCAUACUACUGCAUACAAAGAUACUACAUUCGCACAUCGCGCCAGCUGCGGGUCAUGGAGAUCGAAGCCAGAUCCCCACUAUUUACAAAUUUCAUGGAGACGACGGUCGGGCUUGCAACAAUCCGAGCGUUCGGAUGGCAAAAGGAAUAUAAGGCGAUUAACCAGACAUGCCUGCACAACUCGCAGAAGCCAUACUACCUACUCCUAUCGAUUCAAAUGUGGUUGAGUGUAGUGCUUGAUAUGUCAAUAGCGGGCUUCGUGGUGGUCCUGAUGGGGAUCGCCGUUGCUACUAUGGGGCAUGCGUCUCCCAGUUCUAUUGGGCUGGCCCUAGUCAACGUCGCAUCCCUCAGCACCUCCAUUAAGAAUUUCAUUGCGUACUGGACCUCUCUAGAAACAUCUUUGGGUGCUAUAACUCGUGUCAAGGACUUUGUGGAGGGCACACGCUCAGAGCAUCUCCCGGGAGAAACUUUCAGUGUCCCGGAACAGUGGCCCAACUUCGGGUCAAUCGAGUUUCGAGCGGUGUCUGCGUCCUACAAUCAAUCUGAUUUAGCUAUGAAGAACGUCUCCUUGACAAUUCGCCAAGGUGAGAAGAUCGCUAUAUGCGGUCGUACGGGCAGUGGUAAGAGUACAUUGAUAUCUACGUUAUUCCGCACCGUCGAGAUCAUAGACGGCCGUAUCCUUGUAGAUGAUCUAGACAUUGCCACCAUUCCUCGCGAACGGGUGCGGUCAUCCAUUAUCGGCAUUCCCCAAGACCCAUAUGUCUUCGAUCAGAGUAGCGUGCGGGAGAAUGUCGACCCCUACAGCAAGCACUCCAAUGAAAGCAUCAUAGAUGUACUCAAGAAGGUCAGACUUUGGAGUCUAGUCGAAGCAGGGGGUGGCCUUGACAUUGUCGUCAGCCCAGAUAUCUUUUCCGACGGGCAGAGGCAGAUACUCUGCUUAGCUAGAGCAAUGCUGCGUGAUGGAAACAUUGUUGCCUUUGACGAAGUUACUAGUCGAAUCGAUAGAAUUACAGAUGAUUUCAUGCAGGACGCGAUCCGUCACCAUUUCAAGGACCACACCGUUCUCACAGUAACCCACCGGCUUGACACCAUCAUGCUUUAUGAACGAGUUCUAAUGAUGCAUGACGGUGCGCUUAUUGCUGAUGGGCCACCCACGGUUCUCUUGCAUCAAUGUCCCGAGUUCCGUGAUAUGUAUGACACUUUCAACGACUCCCAAGUACCAUAG
Messenger RNA from Aspergillus alliaceus, 4323 nucleotides. RefSeq names its product ABC transporter. Gene Ontology annotation, cellular component: membrane. The coding region runs from base 1 to 4323 and encodes 1440 amino acids. Gene Ontology annotation, molecular function: ATP binding; ATP hydrolysis activity; ABC-type transporter activity. The record is from RefSeq and is a predicted model, not a curated record. Lineage: Eukaryota; Fungi; Ascomycota; Eurotiomycetes; Eurotiales; Aspergillaceae. The transcript is spliced from 14 exons. Gene Ontology annotation, biological process: transmembrane transport.